Gongylonema pulchrum is the source of this 663-nucleotide messenger RNA. Lineage: Eukaryota; Metazoa; Nematoda; Chromadorea; Rhabditida; Gongylonematidae. The record is from the annotation of a GenBank genome assembly.
GUGCAAUGGAGUGAGACCGAAGCAGAUCCGUACAAAGUGUAUGCUGUAUACUAUCGACAGGAAAACAGUGAUGCAGAUUUCACCGUCGUAAAAACAAGCAGUACAGAAGUGGUCCUCGAUAACUUGGACCCAAAUACAAAUUACGAUCUUGCGCUAGUCUCCGCCAACGCUCUUGGACAUUCACCAUUCCUCGAAAUGAAAAUCGUCGGCACAUCCGGUAAUGUAUUUUCAAAAACUUUAGCAAUUUUUAAAAAUUUUCUAAAGUUCGGCAGCGAAGCGCAGGAAUACGAAAGCGUGAGGACGGACGCUUACGAAAGCACAGUCCAAUGUUACGCUGGAAGUACGGGCCAUACUGUCACUACAUUAUUCUUCUUUUUAUUCUUGAUUGCUGCAGCGGCAGCAUGCACUCUGUAUACGGUGCGAACAAAUGCCUGGCCGAAGAUUUUACAGAAACUAAAUCGCAACCAUCCGCUUUCUGAUCGUGAUCCAACAGUGGCUUUUGAAAAUCCGGGAUACGGCACCGAGGUGCAAAUUCGUGGAUUAGCAGGUCACUCAGAUCCAGUGUCGGCCACUGAAUGGCAGAAUGCAGAUCUCGAAGUUGCUGAUAACAUGGCCACGGAAGCUAACAAUGGUAUGAGGUACGCAAAACUGAACAGCUCCUAG